CUUGGGGUUAGCAAAUGGUGAACCCUAGGUGAUUAGUCCUCCCACCUUGGGCCAAGGGCUCACCUGAAGUAUUUAUAAGUAGAAACCGGGAAGCACUUGAAAGUGAGUAUGUUAGUUCGAAUCUACAUCACUGGAUAGAUCUGGUUUUUGGUUAUAAGCAGCGUGGAAAACCAGCAGUGGAGGCUGCGAAUGUCUUUUAUUAUUUGACUUAUGAAGGUGCUGUUGAUCUUGACACUAUGGAAGAUGAUCUGCAAAGAUCAGCAAUUGAGGAUCAAAUUGCUAACUUUGGCCAAACACCAAUCCAGAUUUUUCGUAAAAAACAUCCAAGAAGAGGGCCACCUAUACCAAUAGCACACCCGUUAUAUUUUGCUCCUGGUUCCAUUAGUUUAACGUCCAUUAUUUCAUGUUCCACUAAUCCUCCAUUAGCCAUAUUACACAUUAGUAUGUUAGACACGCAUAUUGUCCUUGUGAGCCAGGGGCUAGUUCUGACUGUUAAAAUGUGGUUGACCACCCAGUUACAGUAUGGAGGAAACUUUACAUUCUCUGGAUCUCAGGAACCUUUUUUUGGAGUGGGUUCAGACAUUCUUUCUCCUCGUAAAAUUGGGAGCCCUUUAGCUGAAAAUUUUGAACUUGGAGGACAAUGUUUCGCUACCAUGCAAACACCUGUUGAGAACUUUUUGGUUUCUUGUGGUAAUUGGGAUAAUAGCUUUCAUAUUAUUUCUGUGGCUGAUGGCAGGUUGUUACAGAGCAUCCGACAACAUAGUGAUGUGGUUAGCUGUGCAGCAGUGGCAUCAGACGGAAGUAUUCUUGCGACGGGAAGUUAUGACACUACAGUUAUGGUGUGGAAAGUUCUUCGUGGUAGGAGCACUGAAAAACGAGUACGCAGCACACAAUCAGACCCACCUCGAAAAGACUAUGUCAUUGCAGAGACUCCAUUCCAUGUUCUCUGUGGGCAUGACGACAUAAUUACGUGCUUAUAUGUUAGUGUGGAGUUAGACAUAGUUAUCAGUGGAUCAAAAGAUGGGACUUGCAUUUUCCAUACUCUUCGUGAAGGAAGAUACAUAAGAUCUUUGCAUCAUCCAUCUGGUUGUGGAUUGUCCAAGCUCAUAGCUUCACGACAUGGCAGAGUUGUUUUUUACGCCGAUGAUGAUCUUAGUUUGCACCUCUAUUCAAUAAAUGGUAAACAUUUGGCUGCUUCUGAAUCCAACGGCCGCCUCAACUGUGUUGAACUGAGUCAAUGUGGCGAGUUUUUGGUCUGUGCUGGUGAUCAUGGUCAGAUUGUUGUCCGCUCCAUGAACUCACUUGAGGUUGUAAGUAGGUACAACGGAAUUGGAAAAGUAAUUGUGUCUCUAACAGUAACUGCAGAAGAAUGCUUUCUUGCUGGGACAAAAGAUGGGAGUCUUCUUGUAUAUUCUAUUGAAAAUCCUCAGCUACGAAAAGCUAGUCUUCCUCGAAAUACCAAAUCUAAACCUUCUGCUGCAGGAUAGGACUUUUUUUUUCAGGAGUUGUGAAAUUCUGACGUACUGCACUAUUAUGCCAGAGCAUUUAGCAGUAGCCAUGACUUAUCAAGUCAUAUCGAAUUGGAAGACUUUGAAGAUAUCAACUGUUUCAGAUUUUUGACGUACUCCAUAUCCUAGAUAUGGAAGGAUGUACUUGCCAAUAGCUCGGACAGUCUAACAUAUCCUAGCGUAAUUGCUUCCCAUACGACACGGGAUCUCAAGUGAAUCCCAAGGCUUUUUCUUUUUUUUUGCACCAUUAGAUUUUUACUUGAUCUCUUAUACAAAUCUGAUUAUCUUCAUCAUGGGGAAAUGAAUAGGUAAUGGAGCUGAAACUUGUAUAUAUUGGUAGACAAAAUGUCCAUAAUUAGCUGCCCUCAGUUUACCUUUAGCCUUUGAACAUCAUUAAGUGAGAAUGGAUAUCUUUCAAUAGGUUUAGUUCUUUCCCCUUUUUAGCUUCAGCUCUUAAUUAAAUUGUUCAUAUUAAUUUGUAUAUUUCACUUAUACCAUUGAUUUAGUAAUUACCUCAUUGAGAUGAGAUAUAUCUGCCAGCAGUUCAAUUUACUUUUACAUUCA
This is a messenger RNA of Benincasa hispida (wax gourd), 2072 nucleotides long. The record is from RefSeq and is a predicted model, not a curated record. Lineage: Eukaryota; Viridiplantae; Streptophyta; Magnoliopsida; Cucurbitales; Cucurbitaceae.